GCCUCACAAUGGUACUUCCAGAAAGAGGACUUCAAACUAACCCCCUCCGCCCUCGACGGCAUCACCCUCGACCAAGAAGAAUGGCAGCGAGCAAAGGGCGUUUCGUUCAUUAUUAACGUCGCGUCAUUGUUGAAGUUGCCACAGGUUACGGUGAGCACAGCUUGCGUCUUCUUACACCGGUUUUAUAUGCGCCAUUCUUUGAAGACGAAUCAUUAUUACGAGAUUGGAGCCACCGCGCUCUUCGUUGCCAUGAAAGUCGAAGAAUCGCACAGGAAAUUGAAGGAUUUCAUUAUCUGUAUCGUCCGCGUCGCACAAAAGAACGACCAGGCCGAAGUCGACGAAUACACAAAAGAAUUCUGGAAAUGGCAGGAUCAGAUCAUGCUCCACGAGACCCGAAUGCUCACAGCCCUCUGUUUCGACCUAACGAUUCCACAUCCCUACAUGCUUAUCAUGGACCUCUGCAAACUCUUCAGCGGCUCAAAGGAACUAAGCCAAUCCGCAUGGGUAUUCAUCAACGAUUCUUUCCGCACCACCCUUUCCCUCCGUUACCGUCCAAAUGCCAUCGCAGCCGCGGCAUUCUACUUUGCAUGGAGAUAUACGAAGGCGGAACUGAUGAUUCCAAGGGAGCAUGGGGGGAAGAAGUGGUAUGAGUUGGUGGAUGCGAGUAUUGAGGAAAUUAGGGACGCGUGUGAGACGAUGGCGGAUUUGUAU
Messenger RNA from Saitoella complicata NRRL Y-17804, 711 nucleotides. RefSeq names its product cyclin. The record is from RefSeq and is a predicted model, not a curated record. Gene Ontology annotation, molecular function: cyclin-dependent protein serine/threonine kinase activator activity. NCBI's taxonomy places the organism in Eukaryota, Fungi, Ascomycota, Saitoellomycetes, Saitoellales, Saitoellaceae. Gene Ontology annotation, biological process: regulation of transcription by RNA polymerase II; positive regulation of DNA-templated transcription, elongation. The annotation marks the transcript as partial. The transcript has a single exon. Gene Ontology annotation, cellular component: cyclin/CDK positive transcription elongation factor complex; nucleus.